Molecule: messenger RNA, 3816 nt
Organism: Cyprinus carpio (common carp)
Lineage: Eukaryota; Metazoa; Chordata; Actinopteri; Cypriniformes; Cyprinidae
Gene: tgfb1b
Product: transforming growth factor, beta 1b
Exons: 8
Coding region: 1810-2955 (381 amino acids)
Biological process (GO): transforming growth factor beta receptor signaling pathway; SMAD protein signal transduction; BMP signaling pathway
Cellular component (GO): extracellular region
Molecular function (GO): type II transforming growth factor beta receptor binding; cytokine activity; type III transforming growth factor beta receptor binding
Source: RefSeq, a predicted model, not a curated record
AUGAGAAAGACCUGUGAAAGAAAAACCUGGCGCAGUUCAUAGCGUCAGUAUGGUUCUAUUUUUUUUUUUUGUAGAUGUAGACAUCUUUCUGUUACAUUUUGUAGCAGGCUCUGUGUUACAUAGAUAGUGAGAAUCAGCUCUUUGUCACAUUUUGCUCAUUUCCUGUGUGGAGUUUCAAACUGUUUUAGUGAGACUAAAAAAAGACAAAAGGAGGAGUAAGAUCACAGCUCGUUUUUGCCACACACACUCUGUAUAAAUCAACUGUUCUGAAGGGGUGAAUUUUUUUUCACCAUACUGUUUCAGAAUUGUUUUGAAAGGGCGUUAAAGAGUAUUUUAAUGCACCGUUUUGCAUCCUGCUUCUACUGAGGUUCAUCAGUUCCUCUCUUAAAUUCUGUUUCUUUAUAUAGAAGAAAGAGGGAUGGGGGAGGGUUUUUUUUUUUGAUGAGUGUGUAGUUGUCCUAAUUUUUGGUACCUCUGCUGAUUUGCUUUUUAAAAACUUUCUGCUUUCUUCUAAGUGUUCUUAGAGUUGAAAGUAGGAUACCUCCUUUGGGAAUGGAGUCUGCAUUCUGUAAACACAAGAUGUGGAAGAUAUUCUAACAGAUAAACUGCAGCCCUAACAUAAUUUCUGAGUUGUGCCAUUUAACUGUUACCUUAACAUACCCAACUAACAUCAUUAAUUACAUUUUCAUUGAAAAAGUUUUACAUACAAAACUUGUAAAACAUGCAUACUCACAGAUGAGAUAGCAGUAUCCUAAAGGCCACAAUAUACUUGCGCCAAAGUUCAGCACAACAUCAGAAAAAAUUUCCAUGUCAUAAAAGGUGAAGUCCCAGAGCACACACAGCUAUUACAUUACUUUCAUGCAUUAAGUGCACACUCUAUAGUUAUAGUUAUAGUUGUCAACCUUGAAGUAUAUAGUAUAAAGUUAUAAUUGUUUUAAUUCUUUGAAAAUUGUGAUUCCAUGAAUCCAACUACAACUGUAACGAUAAUGAUGCAGAAGAAUAAUAUCAUUGGAAUCACGUUCAGAACAUUUUUUUUAGCCUAUUAGCAAUAAGAACAUUGAUUAUCAUUAAAAUUUUGAGGAUUUAAAGUAACAGACAACAAAACUGCAGUGUAUGGCUAUAAUAAACAGACCAUUAUCAUAAUUAUUUUAACAGUUAAAAUUCUUGGUGUGAACAGGCCUUAAGAAGACUUUAAUGUAACAUCAUUUAAUGAAUCAUUGUUUAAUUAGGGAAAGAUUUCAUAACACCUUGUUUCGUUUUAAAUGUUUAAUUCUUGAGUGGAUAGCAAUAACCAGCUCCAGGCAUAUGAAUGCCAUCAUAAGUUAAACUAAACCCUUUGCCUCACAUUAUUGUCCACAGUUUGGGUUAAAUCUACAGGGGAAACUACUGCUGCAAAGGAAGUGUUGUGUCAUUUGGUUAAACUGUGCUGCUUCCUUUUCCUCUUUUGUCAUUCCUUGAGUUGAGAGCAAACAAGGGUACGGCACAUGAAAAUAACUACUACUUAGAACCUCAAAUACUUGGAUUUUUUUGUCCAUGUUGAGCGGGACCCAAGGAACCAUUGAGGUUAUCGAAUGGAAACUGUACUGUAAAAGAAGCAUGGUGGCUUGAAAGAACAUCUGUUGUGUACUUUCGAUGGACCCCUGACUUCAUUGGCCGUUGGGUUUGAGGUAAAGAAGACAACACCAGCUUACGCUGUAGCAAUGCUAAAGUGACGCCAGCAUUGUAUCUAGAAGUGCUCAAGACCUUUAAGUUCUGUAACCAUCUAGUGCCCCGUUCAAAGACUCAACAUAAAUUCCAGCGACGCUGACCAUGAGGGCGGAGAGUUUAUUAUUGGCAUUGCAAUGCCUGUUGGGAUUUGUGCAAUAUAGUGGAGCAUUGUCAACAUGCAGUCCUUUAGACCUUGAACUAAUAAAGAGAAAGCGCAUAGAGGCCAUUCGAGGACAGAUUCUCAGCAAGCUACGACUGUCUAAGGAACCAGAAGUAGAUGAGGAAGAGGUGAUAGACAGCAUCCCAGCAGAGCUCAUCUCAGUGUACAACAGCACCGUGGAGCUAAAUGAGGAGCAGGCGGCAACUCCUGUACACCAACCUAUAGAAGAUCCUAUAGAGGAGGAAUACUACGCUAAGGAAGUUCACAAAUUCUCCAUGAAACUAAUGGAGGAAAACACGGACAUGCUCUUAUGGUUCAACAUCACAGAUAUAAGCCACAAGUUGGGUUUAAACUGCACAGUCUCCCAGGUGGAGCUCCGUAUGCAAAUCAAGGAUGUUUCAAUAGCUCCUGAUUCAGAGAAGAGACUGGAGCUAUAUCAGGUCACUGGGAACAAAUCACGCUACCUGGAAUCACGUUUCAUUUCCAGUCAAAUGACCGGCAAGUGGCUGUCGUUUGAUGUCACACAGACCUUGAAGGACUGGCUGCAGAGGAAUGAGGCAGAGCAAGGAUUUCAGUUGAAGAUGGCUGAUAAUUGUGAGCCUCAGAAGCAGUUUUCGAUCAGAAUAAAAGGUUUGUCUCGUCCAAGAGGUGAUAAAGCCAGUUUAGCAGAAAGUAUGCCUAGGCCUCACAUUUUGGUAAUGUCACUUCCUCUUGACGGUCAGAGCUCAUCAAAAUCUCGCAGAAAACGUCAAACGGAAACAGAUCGAGUUUGUACCGAUAAGUCUGACAGCUGCUGUGUGAGGAGUCUGUACAUUGAUUUCCGCAAAGACCUGGGCUGGAAGUGGAUACAUGAACCUUCUGGUUAUUAUGCCAACUAUUGCACUGGCUCUUGCUCUUUCGUCUGGGCUUCAGAAAAUAAGUACUCUCAGGUUCUUGCACUGUAUAGGCAACACAAUCCUGGUGCAUCUGCUCAACCCUGCUGUGUACCGCAGGUUCUAGACCCACUGCCCAUCCUUUACUAUGUGGGCCGCCAACAUAAGGUAGAACAGCUGUCAAAUAUGAUUGUGAAGACCUGCAAGUGUUGCUAAAAGCUCUGUCACCGUUUGGUCCUGAUGAGCAAAAUCAAGAGAGGAACAUCUUGAGGCAACUGUAACCCAGUAUUUUUUGAGGGGAACUAUUUUAUUCCCUGUCCUUUUCAUUUUCUUUGACUCCACUGAUACCACACUUAGAUGCAUUGAUUGUUUUAUACGGUUGUACAUUUAUGUUGUGAAUAACACUCUACAUAUGCUGUACUUGUUGUCAUAAAAGUGGUCAUAUUCACUGUUUGAUAUAACGGUGCCCAUAGUGUUUACUAUUAUUUAGCAGAAAAUCAAAUUGUGAAUUAAAACGUUCAUCACAGUUCAGGUGUAGAUUAUUCUGUCUCUUUUAUCAGUUGCAUUUAGAAACUAUUGGACAUAUGUGUACUGUACAGAAGGUAUUAAGUGGAAUAUAAUAAUUGUCUGUUGAUAUCUGUACUUCUAGGUCAACAAGCAUUGCUUACUUAUUACUUGCUGUUGACAUUGAAAACAUUAUUUUAAAUUUGUGCUUGAAAAUUAUUUUAAUUAUUAAUUCAUUUUAAUUAUUAAUUUAAUUAUUAAUCCAUCUGAAAACACAGAAUACACUGUUUUAAUACAUUAGAUCCAGAAUUCAGCACUGUUGCUACACUGUAGAUCAGGGUUUUGCAAGUCUGUGCUGUUGGUGUAAUUUUAUUUGCGGUAUACUGUAUUUGUGAUCACCACUGAUUGUUUUUUAGUGCAUGUUGUUGUGCUGUUUUUCCCAGAAUCCACAUUUGUUACAGGUGUUCAGGAAAGACAAUUUCCUGCCAGCUAUUUUGUUGUGGCUUUAGAGCUGGCAAGGCUUUUUCUUGUUUAUUUUUAUAAAGGAUGUGAAUUAAAAGUUUCUACACUGCA